This is a messenger RNA of Thlaspi arvense, 1311 nucleotides long. The record is from the annotation of a GenBank genome assembly. NCBI's taxonomy places the organism in Eukaryota, Viridiplantae, Streptophyta, Magnoliopsida, Brassicales, Brassicaceae.
AAGGAAAGGUGUCAAAUUGAGAUUUCUGACUCGUGCUAUUCCAUUUCCUGCAGUGUUGAGAAGGCAAGAGUCGUGAGGUUUGCAUUUGAGAGUGAUUGGGAUUGGGAUUGGGAGAAUUUGGUGGGAGAUUCGGAUGAGAUGAGGGAUGCUAUCUGGGUUGAUGAACUUUCUGAAUGCCUGUCUCUGGCCACGUCAGAUUCCGGCGGCCGUCAAGAGGGACUCUUGUGGUACAGAGACUCCGGUCAGCACGUCUGCGGUGACUUCUCCAUGGCCGUCGUUCAGGCCAACAACUUGCUCGAGGACCAGAGCCAGCUCGAGUCUGGCUCCCUUAGCACCCUCGACUCUGGUCCCUACGGCACCUUUGUUGGCGUCUACGAUGGCCACGGCGGCCCUGAGACGUCGCGCUUCAUCAAUGAACACAUGUUCCACCAUCUCAAGAGGUUUGCUGCGGAGCAACAGUGUAUGUCUGCGGAAGUGAUAAAGAAAGCCUUCGAAGCGACCGAGGAAGGGUUCCUGUCCAUAGUUUCCAAUCAGUUCCAGACGAGGCCUCAGAUAGCGACCGUCGGGUCAUGCUGCCUUGUAUGCGUCAUCUGCGAUGGGACGCUCUACGUGGCCAAUGCGGGUGACUCAAGGGCCGUGCUGGGACAAGUCAUGAGGGCAACCGGUGAGGCUCACGCCACGCAGCUCUCCGCUGAGCACAAUGCCUCUAUAGAGUCGGUGCGACGGGAACUUCAGGCCCUGCAUCCCGACCAUCCAGAUAUUGUGCUUCUCAAACAUAACGUUUGGAGAGUCAAAGGAAUCAUUCAGGUUUCAAGAUCCAUUGGCGAUGUGUACCUGAAACGGCCGGAGUUCAACAGGGAACCGCUGUACGCGAAAUUCAGGCUAAGGGCACCGUUCAGGAAGCCGUUGCUGAGUGCAGAGCCGUCGAUAACGGUGCAUACGCUGAAGCCGCACGACCAGUUUAUAAUCUGUGCUUCGGAUGGACUGUGGGAACAUAUGAGUAACCAAGAAGCAGUAGAGAUCGUGCAGAGCCAUCCGCGUAACGGGAUUGCAAAGCGGCUGGUGAAAGUGGCGCUUCAAGAAGCGGCAAAGAAGAGAGAGAUGAGAUACUCAGACCUGAAAAAGAUUGACAGAGGCGUUCGAAGACAUUUCCACGAUGACAUAACAGUGAUUGUUGUCUUCUUCGAUGCAAGCCUCGUGAGCAGAGCCAGCCUCUUGAGAGGACCCGCCGUUUCAGUCAGAGCCGCCGCUGUGAACCUUCCUCACAACACCUUGGCUCCUUGCACCACUCCUGCUCCUCCCUGCCCCACU